Messenger RNA from Quercus robur (English oak), 1096 nucleotides. RefSeq names its product flavonoid 3',5'-methyltransferase-like. The record is from RefSeq and is a predicted model, not a curated record. Bases 132 to 836 code for a protein of 234 amino acids. Gene Ontology annotation, molecular function: S-adenosylmethionine-dependent methyltransferase activity; O-methyltransferase activity. The transcript has 5 exons. Lineage: Eukaryota; Viridiplantae; Streptophyta; Magnoliopsida; Fagales; Fagaceae.
UUGAAUAAAACGAUGGCCUACCCUCAAACGGUGCCGUUCAAUUCUGAGUUUAGUAUAUAUACAAGUGAAGUGAUGGGCAUUGUAAUUCUUUGCCUAGAAAAAAAGCACUACACGUGAAAACUUUUUCAGCAAUGGGAACCGCAACAAAGAAGGGCAUUCUCAAAAAUGAAGCACUUCAAAAGUACAUUUUCGAGAAGAGCUUCCCGAGAGAGCAUGAGCAAUUGAAGGAACUCAGAGAGGCCACAGCCAAGCAAUAUCCCAUGUGGAGUUUUAUGAAUGUGCCUGUUGAUGAAGGGAUAUUCCUCUCAAUGCUUCUAAAGACUAUGAACGCGAAGAAGACAUUAGAGCUUGGAGUCUUUACUGGUUACUCUCUUCUUACUACUGCUCUAGCACUACCAGUUGAUGGCAAGAUAAUAGCUAUUGACCCAAACAAGGAUGCAUAUCAAAUUGGAUUGCCAUUUAUUCAGAAAGCUGAAAUGGAGCAUAAGAUUAACUUUAUCGAAUCAGAAGCCUCGCCAAUUUUAAAUGAUCUAAUUAUCAACAGCAAACAAGAAGGGACAUUCGAUUUUGCAUUUGUGGAUGCUGACAAGGAUAACUACAUCAGAUAUCACGAGCUUCUUUUAAAGCUGGUUAAGAUUGGUGGAAUAAUUGGUUACGAUAAUACCUUAUGGUUUGGAUCAGUGGCUGCUCCUGAAGAGGAUGCUAAGGAAGGAUUUAUUAAGCAUCACAGAAAAAGUUUCAUGGAGUUGAACAACUUUCUAGCAACUGAUCCCCGCAUCGAAUCGUCCCUCAUUUCAAUUGGAGAUGGCCUCACCCUUUGCAGGCGCCUCUACUAGUGAAAUCAACACAUUGAAGUUGUUGCUACACUAGAAAGUUACUCCAAUAGUUAUAUAGAAUAAAUCAAAUAUUUGAAAAAUAAAUAAAUAAUGACUUGCAAAUUGGCUUGACAGUAAGGAUGCUCAAUAAGGAAAAAUUAUUCCGUAUAUUUGAUGUAUAUCUUUUUCUCGCGUAAGGAUGGACCUAAUAUAGGUAGCCAAGUCAUUGCAUGAGCAUGGAUCAGUAUUUGUUAUAUAUAUAGCUUGCUUUUAAACUCUUA